Cimex lectularius (bed bug) is the source of this 748-nucleotide messenger RNA. RefSeq lists its product as uncharacterized. The transcript has a single exon. NCBI's taxonomy places the organism in Eukaryota, Metazoa, Arthropoda, Insecta, Hemiptera, Cimicidae. The record is from RefSeq and is a predicted model, not a curated record. The coding region runs from base 32 to 658 and encodes 208 amino acids.
UCUGAAAUUCAAUAUUUGCCUUAGAUCCACGAUGAGAACGUUGGUUUUUGUGUUAUUCACGUUCGCGUUUGCGUGCUGUGAGCCGCACUACAGCAUCGACGAGCAUGUGGACCGACUUCUGCCGAUCGUCAACAACUUCAUCGGCGUGAUGGGAUGGCAGAACGUGACGCUGCCGGACUACGGUUUACCCUCGACGCCCGUUUUCAUCGGUGUGAGCAUGGCCGAUAUGGCGACUAUCGAGAGGACAGGGCCGUGCGAGAUGUGGGCCGAAGGGAUCCACUCGCUCAAUCUGAAAUUCACCAUCGGACUCGGAACGAUGAAGGCGGACAUCGAGUACGUCCCCGUCAUGGGCGGACCGGUCACUCUCCUGAUGGAAGGUGCGAGCGCGAUCGUCGGCGUCAAAUUUGUGAAAGAGAACCCGAAGAAAAUCGACUGUGAUACGAAAUGGGAUUACAUCAACAUCCAGACACUCGGAAAUGUGACCGUACACACAUCGAACAAGCUGUACGACGGUAAAAUCUUACCUGAUACUUGGACGAAUGCGUUAAUCUCGUAUUACAACCGCAUAUUGAAUCUCAAAGGAGAAUUUUCAAUUAGCAACCUCGACAGCCUCUUCAAUAUUUGCAAUAUUCCUGACAAUUCAACUCCUAUGAACUAGCACGGUUUUAUUGAAGUGUCUGUACAAAUAAAAUCUCAAUAAUUUAGAUACUUGUUGCUAUUUUAUAAUAAAUUUGUUUUAUCACUAUAA